Plasmodium malariae is the source of this 5391-nucleotide messenger RNA. Its product is annotated as E1-E2 ATPase, putative. Gene Ontology annotation, cellular component: intracellular membrane-bounded organelle. Gene Ontology annotation, molecular function: nucleotide binding; P-type calcium transporter activity. NCBI's taxonomy places the organism in Eukaryota, Apicomplexa, Aconoidasida, Haemosporida, Plasmodiidae. The record is from RefSeq and is a predicted model, not a curated record. The transcript has 5 exons. Bases 1 to 5391 code for a protein of 1796 amino acids.
AUGAAUAAGGAAAUUACAAAAAUUCUAUUUCCCUAUGAUGUAAAAUUCUUCAAGGGUAUAUUUGACAAGUAUAUGCAAAAUGAAGACUACAGCAAAGACUUGAAAAUUAUUCACAGUUCAGGUAAUUUAAUGAAAGAAAUAAUUAGUAAGGAGAACGGGCUAAAUUUUUACUUAGAUGAGAAUAACGAUGAAAGUUUUUUAAAAGAAUGUAAGUUACCAUUUUUUAAAAAAUUACUCAAGUAUAUGGAUGUAAAAGAAGAGAAGGAGAGAGUAAAGAGAGAAGAAAAAAUGGAGAAGGAUAUGGAAACAGAUGAACAUGGUCAUAUUUUACAAAAUAAAAAGAAUCAAAAGGAUGAAAAUAAUAGAUAUGAUAAGAGGGUGAGUAACAGAAGAAAAGCAUUUCGAGCUUACUUUGUGUUUAAUAAGAAAAUUAAUAUAAUAAAUAGUUACAGGAUAUAUAGCUAUUGCUCAAAUAUCAUUCAGUCAUUACCUUCUCUCACCUAUUUGUCUGUUAUUAAAAUAUAUUUGACAAACUACCCCUUAAAAAUAUUUUUGUCUUGUGUCUACUUUUACACCUUCGUUACUUACGUGUGUGAUAGGAACAACUUGAUAGAAUUUCUGGAAUCCCUCUUCUGCUCGAUAAUUGUCACGAUCGGCUGCUUGACACUAACAGCGGUGCACUACGUGAAAGAGAAUCGAAUAAUUUCAUUGAUGUCUAGAAUAAACGAUUUCAAGGAGAGUUAUAUAUGUAGAAAUUUCAUAAAAAAUUCUGCAAGGGAUGAAAUGGAGGUCUCUAAGUUUGUAAGUAAGAAAACACAUGAGAUGAAGAAAUACUCAAAAUAUUUUUUUUUGAAAAGUGUAUUAAAUAGAAUAAACUCAGAAUUAUAUGAUUAUGAAUGUUUAAAGGAUUCUAACAAAUUGAACUAUAUGAAAGAUACCUUUAAAGAAAACCCCCUUACUCAAUAUUCCCCGGUCAACUCGAAAGAGGAGUACUUAGUUCAAACGAUGGAGGAAGGAGAUCGCUCUAAAAAGGGGGCAGCAAAACGAGAGGAAGAAAAUAGAAGAAGUAGUAUUAGCAGUAGUAGUACUAAGGCUCGAGAAAUGCUCAUGGGAAGUGGGGUUCCUGAAAAGAUCGUCUCAGAAGGUAUAUAUGUAGAUGGUGAAAAAAAGGUAAAUGGAGGAGAAAGCAUGCAAAUGGGUAUAAAUACAAACGAAACAGAUAUAGAACCAAAAGGAAAUGAAAAAGAAAAAAAAAAAAAAAAAUUAAACUUAGAAUAUUGUAGUGGCAUAGAUGAUACAGAAAAAGUAUGCAAACAUGGGGAGGAUAAAAGCACAAUAAAUAACAUAAGAAAGGAUAAAAAAUAUGACCAUAUGAUGGUCGAAGUUGAAAAGAACAAAAAUAUAAUUGAUUACAUAAUUUUUGAAAAUAAUAUUUAUUUAAUUAAUGGAAAGAAUAUACUAGUUGGGGACAUUAUUUAUUUAUUCAAAGGAGAUAUUAUACCAGCAGACGGUAUACUCAUAAAAGGUAACAAUCUGAUUGUAGAUGAAUCAAAUAUAGUAAAUUCAGGUAAAAAAGAAAAGAAAAAAAAAAUUAGACUAGAUGAAUAUAUAUAUGAAAUAGAGCGAUCAAGAAAAAGAAGAAUAACUGUUAACGAAUUGAAGAAAAAAAAUUUUAAUUAUUUUGAAACUCUUAAUUUAAAAGUCAAGAUGCAACUAAAAAGGUUUAGCAAUCCGAAGAAUUCUAAAAAGGGAGAUUUGUCUGUACUAGGUCAACAAAUGAUCACAGAACAACAACAUGAGAAUGAUGUGCGCAAUAGUCUGGGGGAUAAGGAUAAAUCGAGUUCAAGGGGGGAAGAAAGGCAAGAAAAGAAGCUAGGGGAGAUUAAAAGCAGACAAUUUUGGGGUGAAAAAGGGGACAAUUUGUGCCAUGAGGCGUUAGAAAAUGGGAAUAUUUACAGGGGAUCUGUUGGGGAAAGUGCAGCUGGACAAAUUGUGGGUGGGAUUAGCCCGAGUCAGAUAUAUAUGAACGAAAAUUGCGGUAAGCUGUGCGAAUAUUCACCUUUGCUUUUAUCCGAAUCCGUGGUAACAGAUGGUAUGGGCAUAAUGAUCGCUACUUGUGUAAGUAAAAACAAACAGAUGUUUAACAAUACUAUUAAAAAUUCGGAAGAAGAUACAAAAUUAGAAGUAUUAAUAAACAGCUAUUCAAAGAAUGUUGUGAUAUUAUUAACUUUUUAUUGUUCUCUGUGUAUACUUUUUGUAUUCAUACAUUUUCUUAUUAAUCUAAUUGAGAACGAUAUGCAGACAUUUGCAUACAACUUGUUAAUGUUUUUGCUGAACGCGAUAAUGUUAGAAAUUUUGAAAUAUCUUUUACUUUCAAUUGAUCAAAUGCCUUUAUUAUUACAAAACUGUAUAGCAUUAAAUUCAAGUCAAAUAAUGAAAGAAAAUUUUAUAAUCAAAAAAAAAAAUACGUUCGAAAAAAUUUUACAUACUAAUACUAUUUUUAUUGAUAUACAGAGAUAUAUAAAAUACCAAUGUAUUUAUUUUUAUUAUAAUACUGAAUUUACUUUUGCUACUGAUGGAGAUAUAGUAACAUCUAGUAUUGUAGAAGAAGAUAACAUAAGGGUGUUUAAUAAAAUUGGAGAAAAUGAAAAUGUUAGGAGUAGUCUCUUUUUUGUUUUAUUAAUUCAAGGUAUACUAACCACUAGCAAUUUGUAUCAAUAUAAUGAAAAUAACCUACCAGUAGAUUUAUCUUUACUAACUUUUUUGAAACGUUUAGAAAUAAAUAUCGACGAUUAUUUUAUAAAAAGAAAAAAUAUUAUACGUAUAAUAUCUAGUGGUCAAGAUUACAUAAUUUCAUUUGUUCUUUCGAAGAAGCCUUUUUUAAGUGACAAGAAGCUGUCCCUACAAGUAAGCAAUGUGAGCCUUAACAGGGGGGAAGAACAGGCAUACGUGUUGAGAAUAUUUGUGAGGGGACCCGCUAACCUCGUCUUGCCCAAGUGCAGUCAGUACGUGAACGGCGAUCGGCUAGUCAGAAAUGUGGAUAAGCUAAGAGAAAAGACGGAGAAGGUUAACAGAAGAGACCACGAGCUAGUCCUCUGUGUUGCAUAUAAAGAAAUACUCUUGAAGGAGAAGGAAAAAGAAAGUCUUUUUUUAUGUGAGGAUGAUAACGAUUUAACGUUUGAUAAUAAAGAAAUGCAAAUGUAUGUGAAGGAUAGUUACUUAAGGUACAUGAAUAUGAACGAUUUUACAUGUGUGUCAAUUUUAGCCUUUGAAAGAAAGCUAAGUAAGCAUUUCUAUUUUGAUUAUAAAAUGUUAGAAGCAAAUGAUAUGACUGUGAAAUUGUUUACAAAUGAUAAUUUGAUAAAAACGAAAAAACUGUUUUGCAAUUUUCCGAAUUUUUUUCAAAAUUUUAUUUUAUAUAAUGCAAAAAAAAAAAAAGGUAUGGAUGGAGAAGGUCCCAUUAUGCCUGAUGGGAAUGCUUAUGGCAUUAACGAGGAAGAUAAAAAAAAAAAAAAAAAUUUAGAAGAUAUAUAUAUAGACAAUUUCGGUGGUAGUAGUGGUAAUGGUCAAGACAAUGGAUAUGGUAAUGGCAAUGGUACUUAUAACGGAGGUUACCAAAAGGAAGGAGACAAUUUGCAUGGUUAUAAGUUGAACACAAAAUGGGAGGAAACCACCGUUCGACUUAAUAAAUGCAAAAGUGAGAUUUUAAACCUGAAGCAAUAUGAAGAAGGUAUUACAAUGAAUCUAUUGAAUCAAAAUGAAAGAAAAGAAAAAGAGGAUUAUUUUAUUUUGCAGCACAACGUUUUCUAUAACUGUUCUAGUAAAGAAUUGGAGAAUUUAUUAUAUGUUUCUAAAUAUUAUGGGCAGAAUGCAGUAGUAACAAAUCAAAGCAAUUUCGUUAAUGAUGAUCGUAUAUGUAGUUUACUAGUUUGUGAUAAUAGAAGUAAAGAUGCAGAUAAAGCAAAAAGUGAUAUAAUAAUUUUAAAUAAAAGCUUAUAUUAUUAUAUAAAACUAAAAUGCUUUUCCAGGUGUAUGUUAAUGAAUAUUCGAUUAUUCAUUGAAUAUAAUAUAACUUUAUACAUGUGUCUUGUUCUUUUUUCUAUCGUUUCAACAUUUGUAAAUGGAUUGGAAUUUUUAAGUGCUAUACAAAUAUUAUACAUAUAUUUAAUAAAAAAUGUAAUAUUCCAUUAUAUAUCUUGUUAUCGAAAAAGUUUAUAUAGCAUAGGAGGAAAUAAAUUAAAAAAAAUUUCAUAUGACUUUUUUAGUGAAAAAGAUAUGAACAAUAUGAUAUCAUCAAUUUUGUCUAAAUUUACAAUUCUUUUAAUAGUUUUUUUAUUUGGACAUUUGUUUAUACCUGAAUCGAAAUGGGAAUUUGUCAAAGAUGAAGUGAGAGAACAAUUCGCGUUCUGUGAAUUUUCAUUCUUUACAGAUAAACAUAAUUCUAAUUACUUCCAUACGAUUAGAUCAAGUAUUCGUUUUAAAAAAAAUUUAGAAAAUAUAAGAAUUCUUAAUAUAAUUGAUGUUAAGAAGGAUUAUAGGACAAUGGAGGAAUGGGAUAAUCACAUUAGCCCAAGUAGACAUAGCACUAUUCUGUUUAAUCUGUUUUUCCUUUUUUUCUUUUUUUCAUACAUUCAUAUUUAUAUGAAAACUUUUUUGUGCGAAAUAAGUUUGUAUUUCGAUAAAUUUAAGGAAAACCAAAGGGGAAAAUAUAAGCAUUUGCAUUUGAUUCAAAAUGAGGGGAAAAUGGAGAUAGAAAAAAAAAGAUUGUCUCAACAGAUUUACAGUUUAAAGAAAGAAUUAAAAGAAGAAAGGGAAAAAGGUCUAAAACGUAUGACACCAAAUUCAGGGGAUUUAAACAAAGGUUUUGUUGAAACAAAGGACCAGGCAAAUUAUUCUCUUAGUUCUGAAAAAAAGGAAAACAAUCCGAAGAAUAGCAGUACUCAAAACAGUGAUACACAAAACAAGCACUCCGCAGUAAAUUUAAUAAAUCAGUUGAGCACAAAACAUAUUCUAACUGAUAAGGAUAUAAGAAGAAUGUUAAUUAAUUGUAUCAAUCAAAAUUAUGUUAGUUUUCUUAUUUUCCUCUUUCUAUUAUUACUACACAUUACAGUCAUUCAGAGUGGUUCAUUUUUUUUUAAUUUCCACGUAAAAGGAUUAACACUAAUUCAGUGGAUUAUCUGCUUUGUCUUUUGUGCCUUAGAUAUGGUCCUUUAUCUAAUUAUAUCCCGACUCAGUCUUUUCAAGUUAUCCUGCAAAUCGUUUAAGAAUUUUCAACAUUUGUAUGAACCGCGGGAGAGAAGCGUGUUCGACACGCUGCAAGAGUACAAAACAAGUUACAUAUCCCAGAGAUACAAAUACGACCUCAAAGUAACGCGAAAGAGCUGGAUAUAA